Molecule: messenger RNA, 982 nt
Organism: Prorocentrum cordatum
Lineage: Eukaryota; Dinophyceae; Prorocentrales; Prorocentraceae
Source: the annotation of a GenBank genome assembly
GGGCCUGGGGAUCAAGGACGUCAGCCACGAUGUCCACCUUGUCAUAAACAUGAUCAUGUUUCCCUGCUUCAUGGCCGCCAUCACCUGGUGCUGCCGCUGCACCUACCGGAAGGAGCUCGACACGUGGUUCCGAGUGGCGAGGCUCCUCGUCCCGCACAUUGCGGGCUUCAGUGGCUUUGUGCUGAGCGACAACAUUCUCAGCGCGGUGGUCGAGCACGUCCACCGGCAGGAGGUCCCCUCCGCCAUCUUCGUCGCGACGCUCCUCGGCCUGCUGCUCUCCAUCCGUCUGCUCUGCUGGGCGAUGCAGCGCUGGCGGCACCGCUCCUGGUACCAGGACUGCCUCGAGCGCGAGGACCCCGGGGAGGACCAGGACCCGGGGAUCCUGCGAACGAGCAGCUCAGCGAGGUGGAAUCACAGGAACGCCCUCGAGCAGUGCACCGAGGCGAUCGAAGAAGGCGAGGACGACGUCACGGCAUUCGUCAUGAGCGGCGCUCUGUAUGGCUUCAUCCGCUACCACAUCCUUAGCAUGCGCAGCGUUGGGUGCCGCGAGGAUGCUGCGACGUUCGAGAUGGUCCCGCACAAGCUGCCAGAGAGCUGCGUCCACAUCGAGGUUGCCAAAGCCUGGGUGUUGUGCACCGUCCCAGUCGUGGCCGCCAUGAUCGUCACGACCUGCAAGUGCUGGAACAGGCUCCCCCUCGUCGACCGGGCGGCCCAGUGCCUGAGCAUGACCUUCGGCAUGCUGGCCUGCAGGCUCAUCCUGGGGCUGACUGUCCACGCCUUCUACUGGUACACGGAGUCGAAGGUCGCGGUCUACAUGGGCACGGCCAUCUUCACCACGACGCUGGCCAUCCUGCUGACCUUCUCGCUCGACUUCCUGGCGGACCGCCUGGAGGACACCGGGCCCGAGGACGUGCUGGCGCCGCCGCAGGCGCGCCAGCCGGGGCCUCUUGCAGCGUGCUGGGCCGCCCAGAUGGGGCUCUGA